AUGCCUUUAAUCAAAAAACGCAAGGUUGCCGAAGAGGCGCCUGCUGUUGCUGCCGCCGCUGAAGAAAGCGAUGCUGGAUCUGCAGCCUCCCAGGCUGGUGACGAUGUCCCGGAGGAGGUCAUUGAAAAGAAAUCCUUCAAGGACCUCGGAAUUAUGGCAGAGCUCUGCACCGCUUGCGAAAAAAUGGGAUACAAAGCACCCACACCGAUCCAAGCCGAGUCAAUCCCAGCUGCUUUGGAAGGCCGCGAUAUCAUCGGUCUUGCGGAAACAGGUUCAGGAAAGACCGCAGCUUUCGCCCUCCCAAUCCUCCAGACACUCAUGGACAAGCCCCAGCCAUUCUACGCACUGAUCAUCUCGCCUACUCGAGAACUGGCCUAUCAAAUUUCCCUGGCCUUUGAGAACCUCGGCUCGACAAUUGGUGUCAGGACAGCAGUUCUGGUCGGUGGUAUGGACAUGGUUCCCCAGAGUAUCGCACUAGGGAAAAAGCCCCAUAUCAUCGUCGCAACCCCCGGGCGUCUCCUCGAUCACCUCGAGAACACAAAGGGUUUCUCUCUCCGCAGCCUGAAGUACCUUUGCAUGGACGAAGCCGACAGACUCCUUGACAUGGACUUUGGUCCGAUUCUGGACAAGAUUUUGAAGGUUCUUCCUCGCGAGCGCCGAACUUUCCUCUUCUCGGCUACUCUGAGCUCCAAGGUCGAAUCUCUUCAGCGUGCAUCUCUUUCCAACCCGCUGCGCGUCUCUGUCUCCUCGAGCAAAUACCAGACAGUCUCUACACUGCAGCAAUACUUCCUUUUGAGACCUCACAAGCACAAGGAUGUUCACCUAAUUUACCUUUUGAAUGAGUUUAUUGGACAAAGCGUCAUCAUCUUCAUGCGGACUGUUCACGAAACCCAGAGAAUCGCCUACCUGCUGCGUGCGCUCGGAUUCCCCGCAAUCCCUCUCCACGGACAACUUUCUCAAUCCGCGCGUCUGGGUGCGCUCGGAAAAUUCCGUUCCCGUGCUCGCGAUAUCCUCGUUGCCACCGAUGUCGCAGCCCGUGGUCUUGAUAUCCCCUCCGUGGAUGUUGUUCUCAACUACGAUCUGCCAACAGACUCAAAGACCUACAUUCACCGAGUAGGAAGAACUGCCCGUGCGGGUAAGAGUGGUGUCGCCAUUUCCUUCGUUAGCCAGUAUGACGUGGAGAUCUGGCAACGAAUUGAAGGCGCGCUAGGAAAGGAGCUUCCUGAGUAUGAUGCUCAAAAGGACGAGGUAAUGGUUCUAGCCGACCGAGUGAGUGAGGCACAGAGACAGGCGAUCUCGCAGAUGAAGGAUUAUGAUGAAAAGCACGGCAAUAAGGCCGGAAAGAAACAGUUUGGCAAGGGUAAGCGUGGUCGUGAUGACAUGGACAAGGAGGAGGGUUAA
Penicillium odoratum is the source of this 1401-nucleotide messenger RNA. It is a transcript of the gene rrp3, whose product is annotated as RNA-dependent ATPase RRP3. The record is from RefSeq and is a predicted model, not a curated record. Lineage: Eukaryota; Fungi; Ascomycota; Eurotiomycetes; Eurotiales; Aspergillaceae. The coding region runs from base 1 to 1401 and encodes 466 amino acids. The transcript has 6 exons. Gene Ontology annotation, molecular function: RNA helicase activity; nucleic acid binding; ATP binding.